AUGAGCAACAGUUCCCUUAGCGGCCUCUACCAGUCUGCCAAUAGUAGCACCUCGACCCUGCGCCCUCGAACCGGUCGUCUUAUAUCCUACCUGGACGAUGAGGGUACUCCUACCCAGUCCACCGCCAUAUCUACCUCCACGUCCUCUACCCCGCCACUAUUCCCCAGCAGAGGCGUCUCCCCCAACGACGCCGCGGUAUCGAGGUCCAAGUCGACGGACAGACCGAGGAACGGUCGAUCGAGUAAGACACAUGCGAGGUCAUCCUCGGGCACUUCAACCCCUACCGGAGGAAGUCAGGGGCUGUGGGAGCCAUGGACCUCGCUCCAGGGCUUCGCGUCCACGUUAUUAGGGAGUGAAGUGGCGGGCCCUUCGAAGGAGAAGGUCGCUGGCUCGUUCAAGAAGCCUCUAUGGAUGAAACAGGACAACCACUAUGGCUCGAAAAAGACCUUGCCACAAUGGGGUCCUUCGAUUCAGUCCACCACAAAUCUCAUCCAGGGUAGUGUCGAGGAGCGGCGGGCAAUGGUCCAGGCGAAGAAGAGGGAAGCCCUGCUGCUUGCAAGUGCAUCAGAGAACCGCGAUCGUCUGGGCAAAUUUAAGAGACGUGACUCGGACGCGGAGUCUGCCGCACCGACUCCCGCGGACCAGAAUGAGGAUGCCCUUGUUUACAUGCACAAAGUUGAGAAAGGGGACACGCUGGCUGGAAUCAUCAUCAAGUACAACUGCCAGCCUGACCUCUUCCGAAAGGUGAAUCGGUUCUGGCCCAACGACAACGUCCAAACACGAACGCAUGUUUUGGUCCCGCUGGAAGGCUCCACCAUCAAAGGCAGGAGAGUCGAGAGUCCAUACCUCUCCAAAGAUCUCUUUGAUCCAGAGUCCGACCACCUCUCUCCUCAAGAUAUCCCCGACGCCAAACCGAAGCGCCUCGACUCUCCAGCAUCCAAUGGUGUUCACAGCUCCUCUCGCGCAAACACGACCAUUUCCUCUGCUCUGACCUCGGAACCGAUAUCGCUCAUCACCUCUCUCUCCGAAGAUGUCGAGUUCAAACAUGACUGCUGGGUCAUGCUACCCAACUUCAAAGAAGCCACUGAGGUCCUUCGCGUGCCCCGUCGUGCAUUGGGCUACUUUCCUCGUGCCCGUCGAAAAUCGAACGCCACCCUUACGGCCUCGCCUUCGCCCACACCCAAAACCUCGUUCGAUACGCUCCGCCACCCACCCACUCACGCCGCACAGCUUUCUGCCUCGUUAAAUGCCUCUCCUGUCCGCCGUCCCAACUUUCCCUCGUCCCGGCUCAGCUCGUCUGGUCGUCAACGUUCUUCCAGUGUCACUGGAGGCAACCCCUUUGCUGAGGCCCUCCGCGGGCCCGGAGGGGUCGGCACCCUUCGCGGUCUUCGCACAGAAGCUUCUCGCCCGGGGCCAGCAGAGGACCCAUUGAAUCGCAAAUUCAACCAAUAUUUCCCAGACUUCCUGCCACCACCUGGGGAAAUCCCCCGGACGGGCUUCAGUGCGAAAAUAUCCACGUCCCGAUCUACGCCCCGCGCGAGCUCCGAGUCGGUACGAAGCCUACGCUCUAACUCGAAUGGCGCGGGUUUAACCGGCGACGUUGGCGGCGCGAUCGAAGGGUGGAUGAGGAAGAUGGCCGGCGCGGGAGCAAAGAGGGAACGCAACGGCGCCGUUGACCGAAUGGGCGACCUGAUCGAACUGGAGACAAACUCGGAAUUCCACGAAGACAGGCACAUUCAAACAAAGCCGGUCGAAAGCGACGGAGGCAGGGGAGUGGGCGUGGAUGAGAUAGCAACAACACCCGCCGCCGCCGCCGCCGGCACGACGGGGUCUGCUACCGAAGAAGCGCUCUUGAACGAGAGAUUUCCCAUGAGGGGCAGAGUGAGGAACGCAUACGCCCCUCAUCAGAGGUCAGGGGGCUGA
Molecule: messenger RNA, 1923 nt
Organism: Fonsecaea nubica
Lineage: Eukaryota; Fungi; Ascomycota; Eurotiomycetes; Chaetothyriales; Herpotrichiellaceae
Exons: 1
Coding region: 1-1923 (640 amino acids)
Source: RefSeq, a predicted model, not a curated record